Molecule: messenger RNA, 1954 nt
Organism: Protopterus annectens (West African lungfish)
Lineage: Eukaryota; Metazoa; Chordata; Ceratodontiformes; Protopteridae
Gene: CDK9
Product: cyclin dependent kinase 9
Exons: 8
Coding region: 241-1470 (409 amino acids)
Biological process (GO): protein phosphorylation
Cellular component (GO): nucleus
Molecular function (GO): cyclin-dependent protein serine/threonine kinase activity; ATP binding
Source: RefSeq, a predicted model, not a curated record
UAAACUAAAAUACGUCACUAUACUGCGUCAAGUAGUUACUGGUUUACUUUGGGUCCGGAAUCGCAGUCACUUGUUGCUUAUGGUCAUCGGUCUGUAUAUGUUUAUUUACGUGUAAUUUAGUGAACGCGAUCUGCAGACUUCAUCCGUUUCUCAUCGGUAUUUCAGCUUAGGGAGGUUUAUCAACCAACCGCCAAACUGACGGAAGCUGCGGGACACCGGCCCGAUUCUGAGGCCGGUAUUAUGGCAAAAUACUAUGAAGGGGUAGAAUUCCCAUUUUGCGAUGAAGUAUCUAAAUAUGAGAGAAUGGCUAAAAUUGGUCAGGGUACGUUUGGGGAGGUGUUUAAAGCAAAACAUAGACAAACUGGUAAAAAAGUGGCUCUGAAAAAGGUUCUGAUGGAAAAUGAAAAAGAAGGGUUUCCUAUCACAGCUCUAAGAGAGAUUAAAAUUCUUCAGCUUCUGAAACAUGAGAAUGUUGUGAACCUAAUUGAGAUAUGCAGGACAAAAGAUUCCCGCCUGGAGAAACGUCCGAGUACGCUCCCUGAGCAGAGGGAGAAGGAAACGAAGGCUCUCCAGCGAGAUACAAGAACUACGAAUACAGAGCCUUGGCUUAGUGUUUCAAGUCAGUACAAUCGCUACAAGGGAAGCAUCUUCUUAGUUUUCGACUUCUGUGAACAUGACCUUGCUGGACUUCUUAGUAAUGCAAAUGUGAAAUUCACACUGGCAGAGAUAAAGAAAGUAAUGCAGAUGCUGCUAAAUGGACUCUACUACAUUCACAGAAAUAAGAUUUUGCAUCGUGAUAUGAAGGCAGCAAAUGUUUUGAUCACACGGGAUGGAGUUCUGAAACUAGCUGACUUUGGAUUGGCUCGUGCUUUUAGUCUGGCUAAGAAUUGCCAGCCAAAUCAUUACACUAAUAGAGUGGUGACAUUAUGGUACCGCCCUCCAGAGCUGCUGUUGGGAGAGCGGGACUAUGGCCCUCCCAUCGAUCUUUGGGGUGCUGGUUGCAUCAUGGCUGAAAUGUGGACUAGGAGCCCUAUCAUGCAGGGAAACACAGAACAGCAUCAGCUAACACUUAUCAGUCAGCUUUGUGGCUCCAUCACACCAGAGGUCUGGCCAAAUGUGGAUAAGUAUGAAUUAUACCAGAAACUUGAAUUACCUAAAGGACAGAAGCGAAAGGUGAAAGAUCGCUUGAAGGCAUAUGUUAAAGACCCUUAUGCUCUGGACCUCAUUGAUAAACUUCUAGUACUUGAUCCAUCUCAAAGAACAGAUAGUGACGAUGCCUUGAACCAUGACUUUUUUUGGAGUGACCCCAUGCCUUCUGAUCUCAAAAACAUGUUGUCAGCACACAAUCAGUCCAUGUUUGAAUACUUGGCUCCACCUAGAAGAAGAGGUGGUCACAUACCACAGCAGGCUGUUAAUCAGGCUAGGAAUCCUGCAGCAGCCAAUCAGACUGAAUUUGACAGAGUGUUCUGAAGAUUUUCUUUAUGGCUGCAGCAUUCGAAAGAAACAUCAUAUUAAUAGCGCUCAAGUGAAACUUGGGUGAAUCCCUUUUUGUUUUAAAUCAUCUUAAAGUACAUUAAUGUUCAUCAGUGCUUUGCAGUUGUAUCAGCAAUUGUAUGCAAAACAGUUAACCAUUUGUUUUACUUUGAUAUGUAAUUUCGAAAGGAAUAACAGCUUAAAGUUUACAAAUUAACCAACACAUACUUGUGUUGACCUGCAGGAAGUGAAAAUGACUGCCAGUACUUCUGAAUUAUUGCCACCUCCUCACUUGAUUGUAGUCUUCUUAAUUUUUAUUUAAUGUGUAAAAAAAAACAUACUGUAGUUGCUGCCGGAUUCCUUUUGUAAUUUAAUUUUAUACAAGUGACUGCGCAUAAUUAAAUACCUUCAAAAUAAUGCAUGGUUUGCAGGAUCACUGGCGAUUACUUCAGGUGCUAAAUAAAGAACUGGAAGAACAGUC